Molecule: messenger RNA, 1272 nt
Organism: Emericellopsis cladophorae
Lineage: Eukaryota; Fungi; Ascomycota; Sordariomycetes; Hypocreales; Bionectriaceae
Exons: 1
Coding region: 1-1272 (423 amino acids)
Molecular function (GO): oxidoreductase activity
Source: RefSeq, a predicted model, not a curated record
AUGGCUCCCGCCGCCCUGGUAUACGACGACCAGCCCAUCGAGGCCGUCCAGGCUGGCAAGUUUGGGAACAACGAGGCUCCCACCUCCGUCUUCCCCGAUGGCAUCCGUACCUCGGGCCAGCAUCCACCUCUCUACGACCUGUUGAAGCCGUACGAGGAGUUCCCCACGGAGAUCACGGGCCCGACUGUGUGGGAGAAGAAGGACUACCAAGAGCAGCCGGAAAAGUGGACUCACCACUUCAGCGAGGACGAGAUCCAGGAGCUGAGCGAGGCUGCCGAUCGCUUCAUAGCCAACGGCAUCCCCCUGAACGGCAUCGCCAAGGCACGUCUUGGACUCACCCUCUUGUCUGGCGAUGGAUGGCUGACGAGGCAGAGCAACUUCCCCCUCCCUAAGCUGAGCAAGCUUCUCGGUGCCCUUCGCGCAGACCUUCUCGACGGCAAGGGUUUCAUCCUCUUCAAGGGCUUCCCAGCCGACAGAUGGGGUCCCGAAAAGAACGCCGUCGCCUACAUGGGUCUCGGCACCUACCUCGGCUACUUCCUCUCGCAGAACGGCCGCGGCCACGUCCUCGGACACGUCAAGGACGUGGGCGACGACCCCUCGCAGAUCGACAAGGUGCGCAUCUACCGGACCAAGGCGCGGCAGUACUUUCACGCCGACGACGGUGACAUUGUCGGCCUCCUGUGCGUGCACCGCGCCCUCGAGGGCGGUGAGAGCGACAUUGUUAGCUCCCACGCCGUCUGGAACGCCCUCCAGCGGAACCACCCAGACGUGGCCCGGACGCUCACGGAGCCUACAUGGUACUUUGACCGCAAGGGCGAGGUCUCGGACGGCCAAGAUCAGUGGACGCGCCAGCCUGUCGUGUACAUGGAGAACGUGCCCGCUCGCUCCAACCCGCGCGUCUACACAAAGUGGGAUCCGCACUACGUCCGCAGCCUGACACGCUUCUCGGACGUCGGCGCGAUCCCACCGCUCAGCGAGAGGCAGAUUCACGCCCUCGAGACGCUGGAGCAGACGUGUCGCGACCUGGCCCUGCACAUGGCGCUCGAGGUGGGUGACAUUCAGUUUGUGAGCAACGCGCACCUCCUGCACUCGAGGACGGCGUAUACGGACCACCCGCCACCAGCACCGAGGCGGCAUUUGCUCCGCCUGUGGCUUUCGACGCCCGAGACGGAAGGCGGCUGGGCGCUGCCAAUGCCUGACUCCAAGGAGAAGAAGCGUGGUGGCGUGCAGGUGAAUAAUACGCCACCGAGGGCGCCCCUGGAUGCCGAGUAG